Molecule: messenger RNA, 1230 nt
Organism: Torulaspora delbrueckii
Lineage: Eukaryota; Fungi; Ascomycota; Saccharomycetes; Saccharomycetales; Saccharomycetaceae
Gene: ETT1
Product: Ett1p
Exons: 1
Coding region: 1-1230 (409 amino acids)
Biological process (GO): translational termination; positive regulation of SREBP signaling pathway; positive regulation of cellular response to hypoxia
Cellular component (GO): nucleus
Molecular function (GO): protein binding
Source: RefSeq, a predicted model, not a curated record
AUGGCAAAGAGAGCAUUAGGUUUGGGACAAAAGAAUAAAGAAAAAAAGAGAAAAGUUGAGUCUGAAGGUCGUCAGGAUUCGAAGGAAGUUACUCCUGGUGCAGAUCAGAUAAGCGUGGAAUUGGAUGACAACGAAGACCUGGAUGAUGAAUUUUCGCAGUUGAAGGGCCUAUGGCAAACUUAUUUCCACUCGGACAGAGAAAACGAAUAUGUUUUGAACGGUAUCGUUCAUGAGUGUGAUAGAUUGUUACGUCAAUCUGAAGAGGAUGCCAAGAUUAAAAAAUCGUUGAACGAUGAAUUUCAUGCAAUUUAUGCGCUGGCCCUAUCUGAAUUAACCAUCUUCAAAGCUGGCGAGGACGAUGAAGAGAACAAAAAUAUGCAAUCUGUCGCCGAAUUCUUUGAUAAUGCAGUGGAAAGAUGUGAACUCGGGUUGGCCUUAUUUUCUGACUCUCAGCUGCUGAAAUUAGUGAUUGCCAAGAUCAUCAUACAGAGAAUCCCGCUAGAAUACGUCUCGCAGCUAAAAGUGAACAGCACAACUGAUGCUUUGAAAAUUGACCUUAAUGAGCAAUUGGAACAGGCUAAAAAAAACUUCAAUGUUAAUAAGGAUCACUUGGAGCUCACCUAUGAAGUUUUGCAAAUGUUCGACGACUUGUUGGACAUCAUUGAAAACUUUGGUCACGAGAAUGAGAUUGAGGAAGGUUUGGAUAGCGAUGAUGAAGAGGAACUAGCUCAAGUUGAGCUAUCUUCCACACAUCCUCUUUACAAAUUACAACAAAAUUUACCAAAGAACUAUCAAUGGCUAAGAGACCAAAUGACCCAACUGUUCAACGCUCUUGGUGAUCAGGAUAAAUUUUACCAUAGCGUUGCCAGAUCCGUUGGCCAUCUCUAUCUAAAAGCUGCUGAAGAACCAACAAGCACAUUCAUGCGUUUACAAUACGGUGAUGACGAUGAACCAUCCAGUGAUGAGGAAAGCUGUAAGAGCGCUCAGCGUAGCGCACUAAAAUACACAAAGCAAGCUUUGGAGUUUUUGGAGAAAGGUCAAGUAAAGGAUGAACCAGAAACCUGGGUUGAAGUAGCAGAAGCCUACAUUGAUCUCGGUAACUUGCAUGACUACCAGUCAAAAGACCAAGAGAAAUCCUACCAGGUCGCCGAAGAUAUUUUGAUGAAAGCUAACAAGGCUUCGCAUGGUAAAUUUCAAGAUAUCUUGGACAACCUUCUAGACAAAGAAUAA